Molecule: messenger RNA, 1961 nt
Organism: Mytilus trossulus (common blue mussel)
Lineage: Eukaryota; Metazoa; Mollusca; Bivalvia; Mytilida; Mytilidae
Product: solute carrier family 2, facilitated glucose transporter member 8-like
Exons: 1
Coding region: 46-1461 (471 amino acids)
Biological process (GO): carbohydrate transport; transmembrane transport
Cellular component (GO): membrane
Molecular function (GO): sugar transmembrane transporter activity
Source: RefSeq, a predicted model, not a curated record
GUAAAAUAAUUGAUGACGAUUUUUCCACAGAAAAAAAUAUAAAUAAUGGACAUAGAUUCACUUGACAGCUCUUCAGCGCGAAGUUCUCCGAAGCUCUCUAGCACAAAGUAUGAAGGUUCACCAUUUAGAUUAUAUGUCACUGUUGCAUUUGUUUGUCUGGGGCCAUUUGCGUUUGGCUAUACUAUUGGUUACAGUUCCCCUGCUCUUCCCCAGAUGCAGACAUCAAGAAUUUUAACUAAAGAGUAUGCAGCUUGGUUUGGAUCAUUACUACCACUGGCUGCAAUGUUUGGGGGCCCACUUGGUGGAUGGAUGAUUGAAAAAUAUGGACGAAAAUCAACGUUAUUGUUUACAUCUGCACCUUAUAUCAUUGGAUGGUGGUUGAUUGCUAGAGGUGGCAAUGUCACUAUGCUGUUGCUUGGCAGACUUUUGACAGGAUUAGCUAGUGGGCUGAUAACUGUUUGUGCACCUGUAUACAUAGCAGAGGUUUCAACAAAAUCACUUCGAGGUCUCCUUGGGGCUUGUAAUCAGUUAUCGAUAACUGUUGGGAUUCUCAUGGUUUAUUCCCUUGGACUACACUUUAAAUGGGACACCCUUGCACUUUUUGGGAGUAUUCCAGCAGGGCUGACAGCAAUUGCUAUGUUCUUUGUUCCCGAGACACCAAGGUAUUUGUUGAUGAAGGAAAGACGAAUUCAAGCUUUGCAAUCUCUUGUCAAACUCAGAGGACCCCAUACAGAUGUUGAAGAUGAAUGUAGAGAUAUUGAAGAAGGAAUUGACACUAAAGACACUUUCACAUAUUCAGAGUUUAAAAAGCCAGAAUUAUCGAGGCCUCUUUAUAUUUCACUAGCUAUAAUGUUCUUUCAACAGUUCAGUGGAAUUAAUGCCAUCAUGUUCUAUACUGUAGCAAUCUUCAAAAGUGCAGGUAUUCAGAACUCAGAAUUCUCAACAGUUAUAAUAGGAGCAGUACAAGUGGUUUCUACUGUGGUUGCAUGCUUUUUAAUGGACAAAGCUGGAAGAAGGAGAUUACUAAUUAUUGCUGGAUCAAUUAUGACUGUCACUUGCUUUACUUUUGGUGCCUAUUAUUUUGCUAUCAAAGCUGGGAGGUCUCCAGAAACCUUAAGCUGGCUUGCUGUUGGAAGCCUCAUCAUAUAUAUUAUUGGAUUUUCAUUGGGAUGGGGACCAAUUCCCUUAUUAGCAAUGUCAGAACUGUUCCCUGCAAGAGCUAGAGGUGCUGCCAGUGGAAUUGCGAUAUUUGUGAAUUGGCUUUGUGCAUUUAUUGUUACUAAACAAUUUUCACUUGUGCAAGACUGGUUUGGAGAAGCAGUGACAUUUUGGAUUUUUGGUGCAUUCUGUUUGGGUGGUGUAAUGUUUGUUAUCAAAUAUCUUCCAGAAACAAAAGGCAAAUCAUUAGAAGAUAUUGAACUGUACUUCCUGGGACGAAGUAUUACAUAUUCUAGUGUGUAAGAAAGAAACUACUAUUGAAACUAUAACAAACAAAGGAUGUACAUGUGUAUAUAUACAUUUUGUACAGUGAAAUUGGGUAUUGCAGUAAAUGGUUAAUCACAUAAUGCUGUAUCAUUGCUUUGAUAUAUUGAGCUAAAACUUUGGUCUCAUCCUUCAUGUCAAAAUUCAAAUGCACAUUUAUUUCAUGUACAUGUAGACUGACAGAGUUAUAAUAUAGUGUUGACUGGUGAACAAGGGAGAAAAAUAGAUAUAAUUUAUAGAAAAAUUCUACAUACUGUAAAAGCAGAAAUUUUUGUGGAGGAUUUAAUUUCGUUUAGUUCGUGGAAAGAUAAUAUCCAAGAAAUUUAAAACCCCACGAAAAUUUAACCUACAUAUAAUAUCACUUCCAUUUACUGGAAACCACGAAAUUAAAUCCGCAUGAAAUCUUAUAUAGAAACAAAACCACAAAAUUUUACCCCCAUGAAAAUAAGUGUUUCUACAGUACAAUAUUGUACAAUGUA